Molecule: messenger RNA, 577 nt
Organism: Manihot esculenta (cassava)
Lineage: Eukaryota; Viridiplantae; Streptophyta; Magnoliopsida; Malpighiales; Euphorbiaceae
Product: protein RADIALIS-like 3
Exons: 2
Coding region: 88-348 (86 amino acids)
Molecular function (GO): DNA-binding transcription factor activity
Source: RefSeq, a predicted model, not a curated record
ACGGCACAAGCUCUGUGCUCAUACCACCAACUUCUGUGUAUAUUCUAUCUAUUCAUUGCAUUCUUUCUGUAAUACCAACCAUUAGCCAUGGCCUCAAGCUCGUCUUGGACUCCCAAGCAAAACAAAUUGUUUGAGAAUGCUUUGGCUAUCUAUGACAAGGACACCCCUGACUUCUGGCCCAAUUUAGCCAGAGCUGUUGGUGGCAAAACCAUUGAGGAGGUUAAGAGGCAUUACGAGUUGCUGGUUGAAGAUGUUAUGCAGAUUGAAGCUGGCCAAGUUCCCUUGCCCAAUUACAGAAAAGCUGGCAAAACCUACAAUAACUUCAUAGAUCAAGAACAAAGACAAUGAUGCAGGCUGAAGGGGCUAAAGCUGCAGUGAAAUAUGAACCAGAAUCCCAUCAUCUGAUCAAUAAGGAUUCAAGUGAUAAGUGCAGACCUAAGCAACAAGCAUCAAAUGCAAAUAUAUAUAUUUAUCUCUCUUUCUCUCAGUUAUUUUAAUUUCUCCUUAAAAUAUUGUAAAAUAUUUUCAUAAUACGAAUCAAGUUCAGUCAUAAAUAUUAAAAGAUUUGUAUUUUAUA